Molecule: messenger RNA, 357 nt
Organism: Echinostoma caproni
Lineage: Eukaryota; Metazoa; Platyhelminthes; Trematoda; Plagiorchiida; Echinostomatidae
Source: the annotation of a GenBank genome assembly
AUGGUAUUGCUGUUCAAUAAUGUUUUAGGAUCGGGUUUUAUCUACGUUCGAAUACGUGCCAGCAAAACGAUCCUUCGACCAGAACGUGAGACGGAAGUCUCGAUCGAUGGUCGAGAUAAAACUGCAUCGGGUCGACUUGGACAUGAAACAGAGGUUACGUCCGAAGUCGUAACCGUUGCGCGAGGCUGCCGAUUUGAAUAUGAAGCGAGUGUCUCAUCCAAAACCAUGUUAGGGAGUGGCGGUUGCCGACUCGAAUGUGAGGAUGAAACCUCAUUCGGAGUCGUGGCAAGCUGUGGAGGCUGCCAGCUAAGACGUGAAGCAGAUGCUUCGUCUAAAGCUAGUGCAGCGGGAAAAUAA